This is a messenger RNA of Hydractinia symbiolongicarpus, 1773 nucleotides long. RefSeq lists its product as uncharacterized. The coding region runs from base 5 to 1378 and encodes 457 amino acids. The record is from RefSeq and is a predicted model, not a curated record. The transcript has 9 exons. NCBI's taxonomy places the organism in Eukaryota, Metazoa, Cnidaria, Hydrozoa, Anthoathecata, Hydractiniidae.
GAAUAUGCACUUGCAUUUUUUAGGAAAGGAAAAAAUGUGGAAACUAGUACUCUGUGUUGCUUUUAUAAAUUCUCUGAAGACUGAUGAUCUUUUUGUUCAACGAAAAGCAAUUGGGUCGUUGGCCCCUAACACAGCUCCCUUUAUUAAAUCAGUUGACACCUUUACGAAUGAAUAUCAAGCUGAUUGGUACUGUCAUCAACGCAAUGCAGUUUGCGUAAAUACUUGUCGUGAAUGUAAAUGCAAUAACUUCACCACUUUUUUUUCAUUCAAUGAAGGUUGCAAGACAUAUGAGGAGGUACACACACUUCUAAAUGGUAGCAAGUGUUUUGAUUACCUUGCUAAAACAUGGAAUUUUACAAGAUACAUUCCAUCAAUGGGUAACAGCACGAGUGAAUGUGGUAGCUUUCAUGCUUUUAAGGGCACUGAUGAAGUUGAAACGUGCAACAUUCGACAGGGCGAUUCAUAUGCAGUCGAUCUAGUGAGUGGAAAACAACGUAUAAAUGCAACAAGUUAUUAUACCAUUGAAUCACCAUAUGGAUUCUCUUCAUGUUUAGAGUGUCAACAGGGAAAAAAUUGUGGUAUAAAUUAUCUAGCUGGUUCUUUGAUCUACCUGGCAUUGGAUUGUAGAUUGCUUAAGAAUAGAGAAUAUUCCAGUCGGUGUUUUAUUUUUAAAUUAUCUGGCAAAAAUGUUAUUGAAGGGGCUGGAAGAAAAACAACUUUUCAACCAACAUCUGCGGCAACUGCGGCAACUACGAGACACACUACGGUGUUUGUACCACAACAAGAGAAAGAAAAUAAUAAAAAAAUCAUCAUUGGAGUUGUUGUUGUUGUUGUUAUUGUUGUUAUUAUUGUGUUGCUAAUUGUUAUUGUUUAUCUUAUUCGACGACGGCGUAAACAACCAAGAACAACACAAGCAAAGCAGCUAAAAGAAGCUGAUGAACACAUAUACGCCGAGACUGGAAAUCCUACUUAUGAAGAAACCAACAUAAAACCAGCUGAUGUACCUUCUAGUAAACAGAACGUGUAUGCAUAUGCAAGUCUUGAUCAUGGUAAACCUGCAUCCACAAACAAAGAAGCUACAAGCAUCUACUACAAGCCUUCUACAGACGUUGUUACUGGCAUGCCAAAUAGAGAAAGCGAAAAUAAUUUAUAUACUACGGACCAACAGCCCCCCGAACACAUCUAUGACCAGUACGAUGUUGCGCAAGUGAAACAAGAUCAAGCGAAAAAAUCGGAAUAUGCAACUGUAUAUUGUGAAAAUGAUCAAAAGAAUGAAAUUGAAACACCUCUACUUGAUAAAGAUGCUGGCAAGGCAGACACUAAUAAACGCUUAGGUUAUGAUGAAGUUGGUUCCAUCAUAAAUUCUGACGAAAAGUAGAAAGCGUAAAUGCAUGGUUCCUUUUAUGUUUUUCUUAUUUAUUAAUGUUAACUUAUUUUACUGUCUGAUUUUGCCGACAAUGUUGUUGUUUUUAUUUAGUGUUAUUUAUUUGUUGUUUUUUAAUGCACUGUUUUAUUUUGUUUAUGUUUAAUUUUUAUUUAUUUUUGUGUAAUGAUUUUGUAGUUGAAGCUGUUUUUUUAUAUGAACUUUUUAUUCAUUUUUAUUGCAUUAACUUUUUGACCGAAACAGACAGAUACCAUAGUAAUAAAAUUAUUUUUCCAGGUGUAACCAUAUUUUGUACUUUUUAUAGUCUAUAUUUUCAUAUGUUAGCUAUAUUUAAUUUUUGUACUCUAUAAUUAUUUUAAUGCGAAUACUUUCUUCAUUUUUUAUUUAGA